AUGUCUUCGCGAGACAACGGUUCCGCGGCGACGCCGUCCGCGCCCUCAGUUAAAGAGGGAGUGAAACUUCGACGCGUCGUACCGAUGGACGUGAUACACGCCGUCACGACCGCGACGUGUCCAAGAACGUCGAGACUUUUGCUCCAAGCUUUUCCCGAGCGCUCGCACGAUCGCGUCGAGCUCAUCUCUCGAUUGAUCGCCCUCGGGUUGAUCACGUACGGCGAACACGCGGUAAAUUACCGGGUAAUGAUGCAAACGGCGCGGUGCUGGAGCGGGAUUUCCAGUAGAGACGCGAGACAGACGGCGAUGGCGAUCGUCAAAGCUUUUGGAUUAAUCGCUCUCGUAGGCGAACCCUUGCGUCUGUCCAAGAGGACGUAUCGAGCGCUGUUGCGACGAGAGAUGGCGAUGCGAUUCGGAAACGCUGCGGUGCAGAAAAUGUUGAGCGACGAAGUUUUGGCGCGAAAUCUGUCGACAUCGACGUCGGAAGGAGGAGACGCGCCAGGCACAGCGGCGGUUGGUGCGCCAGCGUUUGGUCAGAGCGCAUUCGAUGUCGCGGCGAAUGGGGUCGAGGCGUGCGUCGGAUUACUGUACAACACCCAGUGUCUGUUUCUGAGUAGCUUUUGGAGCGCGCCCUUUUUGAUCGGAUGCGCGGUGUUCGGACAGGUGCAGCAGAGCACUCGCGCGGCUGACGGAUACGACGCGAAACGCGAGGCACAUCGCGCAGAGACGGCAUCAACGAGGCUUCGAGAGCUCCUCGCGCAUGCGGAGCAAAAUGGAGAGGCAAUAGCUCUCGCGAACGGAAGCUUCACAGAAACGGAGGAGGCGAUGGCGACACUCGAGGCGGGACAAGAGUUUGCCUACAGGCGAGAAGUUUUGAACGCAAGGACAAACUUCGCAUGUGAGGUGUACAACUCAGCAGCAGUUUUAGUGCCUAUUGCGUCUGUCCUACCACGUCUCAUACGUGGGGUCGCGGUCGAGCUCUGGGACUUGCAGGUGGCGAUCAUGUCGUUCAAUGGCUUUCGCGCUGCGCUCCGCAGCCUUGUGGAAAACAUGUCAACACUGAGGACGGCGGAGGCGCACGCGAUGCACGUCUCAAAUUUGCACGAUGCUCUCGAUGCCGUGACGUCUGGCGAUCAUGAGCGCGGGUUAUCGAGCGUUCACGUCAAUACACCCGAAGAUGACAUGUCGCUCAUAGAAGUCGAAUCGCUCACUGUGCAAGACUACGAAGGGCGUGACAUCAUUCGUGGGCUCGACUUUGUGCUCUGCCGCGGUGGCUCACUCGCGAUUGUCGGCUCUGUGGGAUGCGGUAAGACGCUUCUUGUGAAAACUCUCGCGGGCUUAUGGAGUAACGGCCGUGGUGGCGUUCGACUCAUUAGCCGCACACGCUCGUGCGUGCUAUCCAGGAAGCCAUACCUCCCCAGAGGCACUUUGCUUGACAUCUGCGUGUAUCCCACGUGCGCCGCAGACAUUGGCGUCGAGACACACGAGUUAUUGGUGCAAGUCAUGCUAGCUCUUGGACUCGGACGCCACAUCGAAUACCUCGACGUGAUAACGGCAUGGGAUGAUAAAUUGAGCUUGAGCGAGCAGCAGCGUGUCGCAAUUUGCCGCGCUGUGGUGAACCGUGCUGAGCUGUGCAUUCUCGACGACGCGACGUGCGCCAUGGAUCCAACCGAUCGCGUGGCGGCGUACGACAUCCUGAAGAAGCACGUUGGUGGCGUUUUGAGUCUUGGCGACGAGGUCACUUUGCCAAAGUAUCACGACAGAACGAUUCGUCUGCAUGCAGACGGUACUUCAAGCGAGUUCACAGAUAUCGCCUCUCCGAUGAAAGGGGGUUCCGUCGAGGGUGUUGCUAACACGAUCUCGCAAGAUAGUUUCUCUGAGCGCACUAGCACGUCAGUUUCAGCUUCUCAGGCGAAAGAAUCCCCGGCAAAGAGUGUGAAUACAUUCAAUCCUCUGCAAAUGGACGCAAGCAGGAGAGAAAAUCAGUUCAUACGGCAGCAGAAGAAAAAUGUUGCCCGUGUGCUGGGCGUGAAACCUGAAAAGCUCGGUGUCGUCCCUACGCCGACGAAGCAGCAGAAGAGAAGCCCAGCCACGGGGAAGAAUCUAUCGUUCGAUCCGCUGAAUUAG
This is a messenger RNA of Ostreococcus tauri, 2127 nucleotides long. RefSeq names its product P-loop containing nucleoside triphosphate hydrolase. Bases 1 to 2127 code for a protein of 708 amino acids. Gene Ontology annotation, molecular function: ATP hydrolysis activity; ATP binding. The transcript has a single exon. The record is from RefSeq and is a predicted model, not a curated record. NCBI's taxonomy places the organism in Eukaryota, Viridiplantae, Chlorophyta, Mamiellophyceae, Mamiellales, Bathycoccaceae.